AUGACAUUUAUGAAGGGAAGUAAAAAACGAAAAUUUUCAUUCUUCAAAGAGAAUGAAAAAUCCGAAUAUAAAGUUUUUGCCAAAUUGGGAAGCAAACAACAAAGUCUCGACUCAAACUUCCCACUACACAACAUAAUGAAACAACUAGCAAAAUGUUCGACUUCUCAUGACUGUCUCAUGUUCAAUGUAGAAUUCUCGCUUUAUGAAAGAUCUAAAAAUUCUUAG
Molecule: messenger RNA, 225 nt
Organism: Clunio marinus
Lineage: Eukaryota; Metazoa; Arthropoda; Insecta; Diptera; Chironomidae
Source: the annotation of a GenBank genome assembly